AUGAGAUACUCAGUUGUCCUCCUCGCUGUGGCUCUGGCUCUCUUCUCGCCAUGGGGAACUGGGGCGCCCGUCCUCAGGCGUCAUCCUCAGAACAAGCUUCUCCUCGUGUCCUUUGAUGGCUUCCGCUGGAACUACGACCAGGAUGUGGACACCCCCAACCUGGAUGCCAUGGCUCGCGAUGGGGUGAAAGCACGCUACAUGACCCCGGCCUUCGUCACCAUGACUAGCCCCUGCCACUUCACACUGGUCACUGGCAAAUACAUUGAGAACCAUGGGGUGGUCCAUAACAUGUUCUACAACACCACCAGCAAGGUGAAGCUGCCCUACCAUGCCACACUAGGCAUCCAGAGGUGGUGGGACAAUGGCAGCGUGCCCAUCUGGAUCACAGCACAGAGGCAGGGCUUAAAGGCAGGUUCCUUCUUCUACCCUGGGGGAAAUGUCACCUACCAAGGAGAGGCUGUGGCGCUGAGCAGAAAGGAAGGCGUUCUGCACAACUACAAAGAUGAGAAGGAGUGGCGGGAAAACGUGGACACGGUGAUGCGGUGGUUCACGGAGGAGAAGGCGGCGCUGGUCACUCUAUACUUUGGGGAGCCAGACUCCACUGGCCACAAGUAUGGUCCCGAGUCCCCAGAGAGGAAGGAGAUGGUGAAGCAGGUGGACAGGACCGUGGGCUACCUCCGGGACAGCAUGGAGCGCCACAACCUCACAAGCAGCCUGGACCUGAUCGUCACAUCCGACCAUGGCAUGACAACUGUCAACCAGAGAGCCAGUGAUCUGGUGGAGUUUCACAGAUUUCCCAACUUUACCUUCCGGGACAUCGAGUUUGAGCUCCUGGACUAUGGGCCCAAUGGGAUGUUGAUUCCUAAGGAAGGGAAGCUAGAGGAGGUGUACCGAGUCCUCAAGGACGCCCAUCCCAGGUUGCACGUGUACAAGAAGGAGGAAUUCCCCAAGGCCUUGCACUAUGCCAGCAACCCCAGGAUCACGUCACUGCUCAUGUACAGCGACCUUGGCUAUGUCAUUCAUGGGAGAAUCAACGUCCAGUUUAACAAGGGGGAACACGGCUUUGACAAUGAAGCCAUGGACAUGAAGACCAUCUUCCGGGCCGUGGGCCCCAGCUUCAAGGCAGGCCUGGAAGUAGAGCCCUUUGAGAGCAUCCAUGUGUACGAGCUGAUGUGCCAACUGCUGGGCAUUGUGCCCGAGCCCAAUGAUGGGCAUCCUGAUACACUGAGACCCAUGCUCCACUCAGUGUCUCCUCUCCUGCCCAGGAGCCAGCCCUCCUUGCUGAUGACACUGUUGGGGACCCUGACAGUUCUGACCAAGGUCGCAUAA
This is a messenger RNA of Jaculus jaculus (lesser Egyptian jerboa), 1329 nucleotides long. It is a transcript of the gene Enpp7, whose product is annotated as ectonucleotide pyrophosphatase/phosphodiesterase 7. The record is from RefSeq and is a predicted model, not a curated record. The coding region runs from base 1 to 1329 and encodes 442 amino acids. The transcript has 5 exons. NCBI's taxonomy places the organism in Eukaryota, Metazoa, Chordata, Mammalia, Rodentia, Dipodidae.